Echinostoma caproni is the source of this 282-nucleotide messenger RNA. NCBI's taxonomy places the organism in Eukaryota, Metazoa, Platyhelminthes, Trematoda, Plagiorchiida, Echinostomatidae. The record is from the annotation of a GenBank genome assembly.
AUGCAUCACUACAUUUCGCCAGCACCGGAAACAACACGCGUUGGCUUGUGCCUAGAUCCAAAGGUGGGGAAAAUAGCUGAGGCAGACGGUGGUGGAAUCGAUGCGAUGGUUGUCGGCACAGGGAUUCAAAUCCGUUUCGGUCACGCUGUGGUUCGUGCCGGUGCGGUGCUCGUUGAUGGUGCCUCGGUCGAAGAAGACUCCGCCGUACAGUUGACAGACCUGCUCCAAUUGGAUACGUUUGUCAGUGAGUCACCGGGAUCGGCAGUGCAAAUGUUCGGGUGA